Molecule: messenger RNA, 1709 nt
Organism: Fukomys damarensis (Damara mole-rat)
Lineage: Eukaryota; Metazoa; Chordata; Mammalia; Rodentia; Bathyergidae
Gene: Tnfaip8l3
Product: TNF alpha induced protein 8 like 3
Exons: 2
Biological process (GO): regulation of apoptotic process
Cellular component (GO): cytoplasm
Source: RefSeq, a predicted model, not a curated record
CACGGUGGACGGCCACACUGGGCAGGAAGAGCAUUUGCCUCCAACUCCAGAAAGCUUGGACCAGGAAACUGGAGCUCUCUUGGGCAGAGAAGCCUGGAAGCCCACUCGUUCCUGUUGUGCCUGACAUUUAUCCGCGCUGCCGGGAGGCUGCUGGGGACCCGUUCUCAGAGGGUGUUAGCCUCAGCGUACCUGUGCCCUGUGCUGGGCUGCGGGCUUCGGUGCUCUCUGCAGUCUUUCUCUGGUGUGUUAUCAGCGGGGGUCCACCCAUCCUUUGCUGCGCCCCGAGGUCCUGAUGUGUUUAGUUCAAAGAGCCUUGCCCUGCAAGCCCAGAAGAAGAUCCUGAGCAAAAUAGCCAGCAAAACCGUGGCCAACAUGCUGAUCGACGACACCAGCAGCGAGAUCUUCGAUGAGCUCUACAAAGUCACCAAAGAGUACACCCACAACAAGAAGGAGGCCCACAAGAUCAUGAAGGACUUGAUCAAGGUGGCCGUCAAAAUCGGGGUCCUCUAUCGGAACAACCAGUUCAACCAGGAAGAGGUGGCCAUGGUGGAGAAGUUCCGGAAGAAGCUGAACCAGACCGCCAUGACCAUGGUGAGCUUCUACGAAGUGGAGUAUACCUUCGACAGGAGCGUGCUCUCCACGCUGCUGCACGAGUGCCAGGACCUGGUGCACGGACUGGUGCGGCGACACCUCACGCCUCGGACCCACGGGCGUAUCAACCACGUCUUCAACCACUUUGCUGAUGUGGAGUUCCUCACCACCCUCUAUCGUCUGGACGGAGACUGUAGGCCCAGCCUCAAGAGGAUUUGUGAAGGCAUCAACAAAUUGCUGGACGAGAAGAUCCUCUGAGUGGCGCCUUCCCCCAGAACUUUGCUUCUUUAAGUCCUGCCCUCCAGCCUGAUCCACGUGAGAAUCAAGACAACAAGCAGAAACCCUUGUCAUCGAUGUCCAUUUUAUUUCCCACUCAUUCGCUGAUGCUGGCGCCGAACUGAGCUCAGGUGUGUCCACCCCAGCUCCCUUCAUGGUCUGGGUUCCCAAUCACCCGUGGUGGAAGCCUGUUCAUGCAGAGGGGCUGCUCUGCUUCUGUGGUGAGCUCAGGGCAUCUCACAGUGGAAAGAGGCCUGGAGAGAGGCCAAGGAGAGUGACCGUUACAGCUCUGCUAGUCCUGCCUCUUUCCUGGGUCCUGGCCUCGCCACACCCGCUGCCUGCCUCACAGGGGCCAGUGAGGAUGGAAGGAGGCGAUGUGUGUCCACCCCUUGGAAAGCUCGCACGGAAGGUCUUGAUGUUUUCUGUCUGCAUGCAGCAGGAUCAACCUAGAUCUCCAUUGUGAACAGCAUGGAAGAAAAGAAUCACAGAAUCAGACCCGUGGCUUCAAAAUAAGAUGGAAUCAAAGGUGCGAAAUACACUUGCAAAUUGAAACGUGUGCUGUUCAAGAGUUGUGCUUGAGUCCCGGAGUGCGGGUUGUGAUGCCCUGCAGAGAAACUUUCAGAGUUUCCUGGCUGGCCCUCACUCCCAAGCACGGAACACUGUGCACCCCGCCAGGCCAGCAGCCCACUCCAGGGCCACCCACCGUCCACGAGGUCCCAGAGGCUUCAUCCCAGCAGCUGGGACAGUCAGGCAGUUGAGUCCGCAUUCAUCCUUCUUGGCCUUUCACAGUCAUUUUGUGCGGUCUUCUCUGGUUCGUUAAUAAAACAAAACCAUCCUUCAAA